UAUGUUCUUAUGUUCUUAUAUAUAACACAAUAGUUUAUGUGUCAAACCGGAAUCUGGUGGGCGGCAGGCCGGAAGAGAUUUCAGAGAAGGUCUGUACUUAGCCGCCCACUUUUUAUUUGUGAAAAUUUCCAAAAAGUUUUAGGGGCGGAGUCACUGAAAAGCUUUAAAUACCAGAAAACACCAGCCAGUGCUCCAGAACAAGCAUAUCACUGCUGAAAGGAAUAGGUGAUCCCGUGUACUAAAUAAAACGAGUCAGAAUUUCAUUUACAGUGCGUUACAGGUGUAAUCGCAAGACAGGUAUGACCAACUCAACAGCGGCUUCUGCUGCCUCGGGUCUGUGUUACCCCGGGCCAGGGGUACCCGAAGUGUUCACCUUCGAUCCCAUACCCGAGCCCCAAACUCGGCAGCAUGUCUCUCGAUUAGGGAGAAACGGAAAGGCGAAGAAAGUCCUGUACCCAGCAAUGACAAAAAAACGACUCCCGGUUGCCGAGGGACGCAGCACCGUUCAGAAAUUGCUUUUCGUGUUGCUGGCAGUCGUCUGCUUUCAGAUAUACUGCGCCGAGGAGUCAGUGUGUGCAGUCGGUGAGAGCAGCCAAGCUGAGGAGGCGAGCACUCCAUCUAAACUGGCCUGCGAACAAGACCUACUAAUCGGGGAGACGCUACUGGAAACUCCGGCUGAAGAGGACGUGCUAAGAGAUUUUGCUGCUCAGACCGAGAGAAGAAGCCGGAUUCUGCUGCUUGUGGGUGUCUCACAGUACAUUAGUGAGAUGAAAGGCAAGCAGUAGACCCUUUUCAGUAAUUAGGGGAGCGAGAUGAACUCUACCCGGUCAUCAGUGUGCCACGCAUGCUUGGCCCGGGCAAAUUAAGGACUCCCGAGUAUUUAAUUGGAAUCCGAGAUUUAUAGCCUGUUCUGAUGUCUGCUAGAAGUGUGCUUCUGUGACACCAAAGAGAAGUUAUGAAAGACGCAGAGUUUAACUACUUCAAUUUUAAGCAAACGCAUUUUUAAAGGCACGUGGUUAUUUAUUUUAAAUCCUAUUUAUUUAAAAAAAAGUUAAUGUAUUUUUUAUUUAUUUUUAUUUAUUUAUUUGUCUGUCACUGAAGUAUGGCAUCUCCUGAUUUGUUUCAUUUUAAUAGCAAUCAAUUGUAUGUAAAACAAUUUAUUUUGUAUCAAGUGGCAACGAUACAUACCUGUUAAUUGAUUGAUGCUUGAACAUUAUUUUAGCAGUGUUUUGGGGGAGGAGCAGUGACCUGUUAUUUAUUUAUAACAAUUAUAUUUAAUGUGUGUGUUUUAAGCUUGUUUGGGGUGUACAAUGUAAUUAUACUUACUGUGUAAGCUGCUGUUUCUGUUAGAGACACUGUCUGGUCAUCGGCUUAUUUCUGGGCUGAAUCCUCUGUUCCUUUUAAUGUUUUCAAGGUCUGGAAACAUAGCCUGCUGUAUGUUCUAUGAACAACUAAAUAAAAACAAGGUAUUUGAAUAUAUUGUGUGCUGUGAACGUCCUGGGUAAAUUCAAACAUCUUUCUAAUUUUUAAACUAGUAUAAACUUGAGAGACCAAGUCCUCUGGCCUCGGACACAGAGCAGAGACACAAGCUGUGUUUAGCUUCUCUACAGCGCCUUGUGACUUUUUAAAGUCUCUCCCACAAUCAUAAGAGGCUGAGUUGUGCUCCUCUCAAAUCAGUGAUGUUCCAAGUUAGAUUAGUGGUAUAAUAAUGAUACACUAGGGUGUCUAUAUAUUUACUAGUUUAACCAGGACAGAAUCUGUGAGAUGUACAUCAAGAUAAAGCAUUCAAACAGGACCAAACCCCACCCCCACCUUUUUCAUAAACACAGCGAUCCAAUAAUAAAAGCUUGAGGGGGAAGAAAAAAAAAAAAAAGACGAUUGCAAUUUACACAGGAUUCUGGUCGCUGGUGGUAUGUAAAGGAUUUGCAACCCUGGUUAGAUUUUAAAUAAAUAAUCUGAUUUCAAAAAGGUGGUGCGAAAAGGCAAUUCAUUCUAAAGAUGCCUGAUAUACAAAGGCACAGAUGGCCCAUAUUUGAGCUCAAUUUAAGGAUUUUUAAAAGUAGGCACAUCACUUACAUAAAAGUUCCCAAACUCCACAAACAGCAAUUCAAAACCAAGUUAAUAUUUUAAAUGACUCACUCUGG
Molecule: messenger RNA, 2144 nt
Organism: Polyodon spathula (Mississippi paddlefish)
Lineage: Eukaryota; Metazoa; Chordata; Actinopteri; Acipenseriformes; Polyodontidae
Product: radiation-inducible immediate-early gene IEX-1-like
Exons: 2
Coding region: 300-785 (161 amino acids)
Biological process (GO): DNA damage response; negative regulation of apoptotic process
Cellular component (GO): nucleus
Source: RefSeq, a predicted model, not a curated record